CUUUCUCUGAGUCUAUAAAGUAAAAACAUAGCGAACAAACAAAGACAUCUAAUUUUACUUUCUAAAGAUCUCUGUUUCGUCUUUAUUUGAAUUGAAUUGUUCUUCGUUUUCUUUUUUUAGAUUUCUAGGUCAAAACUUUUGAUCCAUUCUCUCUCUCUGUGAUCGAAAGGUUUAAACUUUUUUUUUAUUUUAUUUUAAUUCGACGAAAAAACCUCUCCGGCGAUGGUUUUAUCGGCGAAGCAAACUUUCUCAACUAAGAUCGGACUUUUCCGACGAAACCCUUCUUCUCUACACCAAAGAUCUCCACUUUCUCUCUCCUUUCCAUCGACGACGGAGCUUCCAAAACGCACCGUUUUAUCCGUCACGAAGCCGCUUCAUCUCUCUUCUCUGAGAGCCAAGUCUCCGUUAGUGAGACGAUGUGAAGCUUACGAAGCUGACCGAUCAGAGCCAACGCCUCCGAUCGGUGGUGGUGAUGAUGCUUCGGCGGAGGCAGCGCUGGAAACGAAAUCGGAAGCGGCUAAGCGUUUGAAGAUCGGGAUUUACUUUGCGACUUGGUGGGCUUUGAACGUUGUGUUCAAUAUCUACAACAAGAAGGUCUUAAACGCUUACCCUUACCCAUGGCUUACCUCGACGCUUUCUCUUGCCGCUGGUUCGUUGAUGAUGCUUAUCUCUUGGGCUGUUGGGAUCGUUGAGACUCCCAAGACUGAUUUCGAUUUCUGGAAAACUCUUUUUCCGGUUGCUGUGGCGCAUACAAUUGGUCAUGUGGCUGCGACUGUGAGUAUGUCAAAGGUUGCGGUUUCAUUCACUCACAUCAUUAAGAGUGGUGAACCUGCGUUUAGUGUGCUUGUCUCUAGGUUCAUUUUGGGUGAAACCUUCCCUACUUCAGUGUACCUGUCACUCAUUCCAAUCAUUGGUGGUUGUGCUCUCUCUGCUCUUACUGAGCUUAACUUCAACAUGAUUGGUUUUAUGGGAGCUAUGAUAUCGAACUUGGCUUUCGUCUUCCGUAACAUCUUCUCAAAGAAGGGAAUGAAGGGAAAGUCUGUGAGCGGAAUGAACUACUACGCCUGUCUCUCAAUGUUGUCCUUAUUGAUCCUCACUCCCUUUGCGAUUGCGGUUGAAGGACCUCAGAUGUGGGUCGAUGGUUGGCAAAAUGCGCUCGCUGCUGUCGGACCACAGUUUGUCUGGUGGGUGGUCGCGCAGAGUGUGUUCUAUCACCUUUACAACCAAGUCUCUUACAUGUCUUUAGACCAAAUCUCUCCCUUGACAUUCAGUGUUGGUAACACGAUGNUUAUCCUCUCUAUUGGGAAUUUGCAAUUUGCUUAUUUUGCUUUUAUUUAUUCAUCAAAGUCACCACUUCUCUUUUUAUUUUUUGCUUAA
Messenger RNA from Camelina sativa (false flax), 1377 nucleotides. RefSeq names its product glucose-6-phosphate/phosphate translocator 1, chloroplastic. Gene Ontology annotation, cellular component: membrane. Gene Ontology annotation, biological process: transmembrane transport. NCBI's taxonomy places the organism in Eukaryota, Viridiplantae, Streptophyta, Magnoliopsida, Brassicales, Brassicaceae. The record is from RefSeq and is a predicted model, not a curated record. Gene Ontology annotation, molecular function: transmembrane transporter activity.